AUGGAGAAACCAUUUUGGAUUAAACGAUUUGAAAAUGUUUUGGAGAUUCUGGCGACUGAGGAUCAGGUGGAUGAUCUCGAAGAACCCAGUCUCUGUCAACGCAUUGAAACUGCUUAUAGGGAGAAUUUUGAUGUGAGUAGAGUCAAGAAUCAGUUGAAGAAAAAAGUUAAAUCUUCUCACCCAAAAGAUAUUAAUAAUAAUACAUCGGGAAAUGUUGAAUAUCUACAUAAUUUUAACGUGAAUCGAUCAGAUGAAAUGGAGAAACCUUACACUGUUAAGUUGCGGAAAUUCAAAAAGAAAGCAAACUUCAAAGGUGAUAUGGCCGAUAAUAACGAAAAUGAGGACGAUCCUGAGAAGGAUGACCGAAUAGAGGACGUCUUGCGUAGACUAGAAAAACCCACGCUCUGUACGCAGAUAAUGAGGAGAAUUGGCAGUUUCUGUGAUCGAAAAUGUUGCAAAUAUACAACCCGCAUAUACUUCAGGAAACCUCAUUCCUGGUAUUCAGCGACGGCUAACCUCGAUGCAGGAACAUUACUGAGAGAGAACUAUAUGGGAAUAGCAUUUGGAAUCUUUAUAGGAUUUGUGACUUACCUUGUGUUUGCUUCCGCGUUUGCCCAUGCACCAAAUAUUGCCACUCUUGCAGCUUGUUACAUAAUGAUGUUUGCUGUUUUUGGCAUUGCCUUUUCUGCUGACUUUAGAUGCGUACUCAUCAACACUAUUCCUUACAUUGUUGCGAGUAGAACUCGUUGGAUGCUACUGAUGAUCGCCACAACCCUAGUAACCACUGGUCCAGCAAUUAACUUCAUGCACAAUUCGGGCAACUUUCGGAACGCGAUCGCUUGUGUUCUAAGUCAGGUUAAUUCAAACGCAGAACUCGUAGCCAAAAUCACUUCGUCUCCGUUAAAAAUAAUCAGAAAGAAUUUGGGAGUGUUUGUUGAAAAAAUUAAUGAUAGGCUGACAAUAUUGAGGGGCACUCUAAAGAAGUUUCAUGUAGUUUUUUUCACGACUACCAAUCUAUUCAAUGAGAAGACGAAUUGGGUGCACUCUCUUGUGGAGGCUUGUGGAGAUGAGGUUGCAAUGAAAAAUCAGUGUUUGGCUUUUUUUAAUCAAAUUUACUUCAACUGUGAAGCCAAUCUGUACGCUCUGAGUUUCUUAUGCAAAUUCAUUCGCAUGUUUGCAGCUCAGGCUUGCAAAGCCGUAUCCGGACUAAAUGAGAUUUGCAAAAAGUAUAAAGAUAAAAUGAAAUCGGAGAUGUUAGCUUUCUCGCCAGUGAGUGAGGCUGAACUCGAAGAUAGCGAAGAUUUGAUAAAGACGUAUGUGGGCACCGAUAACAUCACAUUGGAUAUAAGUGAUGAAGAUCUUGAUAUGCAAUUAGCGUCUAACUUCAGUGCUCAAGCUGAGGUCACUGAUUUAAUUGAGGAGAAAAUGGAUAAAAUGAUGAGUGCGUUGAAUAAUUUCAAGUAUAUUAUGCAGUGGCUACUAGUUGUUUGGACUCUCAUUACGGUGAUCCAGUUGAUUUUGCAAUCGGCGAGGUAUAGAAGAAAUUGGAUAAGGAAGCCACACUUCAAUAAUACCCAUAUUACUUCUCAGUUUGUUGCUCAGGAGAGAAAGGCAGCCGAACAUGGCAGGCCCACGGCACUACCACUGACAUUCUUUGAAAAGUUUCAUUACGUCAGCCUGAAAUCAUGCAGAUGGUCAAGGUUGGAGCGUCGUAACGCAACAAAGUCCUUAAUCUUCCUCAUCCUCGCAAUUAACGCUCUCAUAUUGAUGGUUUUUGCUGAUUAUGCCAUGUAUCAUGUUGUCAUGACUACGGCACCCGCAUUUUCUUAUGACUUUGGUGACGCUGAACAGGAACACGAUGUAAGUUCACCAGAUGGUGGUAAAGGAGCAAAGGAAUCGAUGGCACCGCAAAUCGACGGAAAUUCUUCCAUGGCUGAUAUUUCAAGGAGUUUUCUUCAACUGGCAAAUCCUUUAAAGGAUAUCGCUUUCAGUGUCGAUGCUUCCAUUUGUCGACCAAAGGCUUCCGAGCCAGAUCAUCAAACGACAAUAAUUAUACUCUGCGUAAUGGCCUUCACUCUAAUCAGUGUCGUCAUUGAGGUUUACGUUCUUCGAUUUCGACAUUUGAUCAUGGCCUGGUACUAUCCAACGGCUGCCUUACGAAGAGCAGCAUGGCUUCGGACUUAUAUUCGAAAUAGACGCGGUCUCUUUCUUCGUCUUAUUCACAGAAUGCGUUCUAAGAAAAAGAAACGCGAUGGUGAUAAAAAUCAUGGCAAAAUGGGCCUCUUUGAUUGGUUCCUCUUCUCCCAUCCCAAACUGGCAAAAUACAUAAAACUAGCUGGAAUCAGCCGUGUAUUCUGCGCCCAAUGCGCUAAUCCAGGAAAUCCUAACAAGACGGAUACCUUUCAAGAAAAGUUCACUCAAUGCCCUAGGUGUGGAGUGUUCUACUGCAAUCUCUGCCAAUCGGACUUGAAGGGUAUAUGUGCGAAUUGCAAUGUUCCCUUGAGAGUAAAGUCCGUGGACGCGGAUUUUGAAGUGUGCUCCUCGGAUGAGGAGUACAACUACUUUUACAAUCGUUACUUCAAUCGGCGCAAACACGACGCUUAUAAAAUACCCAAAUGUCCUCCAAGCAUAGAGGAAACUAUUUGGCCUUAUUCAACAACUGUGAACCCAGAGCUUAUUGAAAAAUUACAAGAGGUGAUUGAGAGGAGGAAAAGUUUAAUAGAACAAGAGGCAAUGAUGAAAAGAGGAUUAACGGGAAAGGGACUUUCGGCAUCCUCAGUGCCCUACACAACAACAACGGAUACAGGAACGAAAAUGUCUACAAUUAUCAGUACAGUAAAUUCCCAUGUGACAAAGCUUAAAGAGAUGGCGCAAGAUAUUAGUAGAGAGAUAGAAUCAAAAAUGCAAACUGACCAUAAAGCAGAUCCGUCUUCUAUCUUUAAUAGUUCCAAACCGUCAGCAUUAACGUCUUCAGAGACGUCUUCUGAUAGAAUCAAGUUUGAAGGACCCUCUAUUUCUUUACCUUCAGAAUUGUCAGAGGGUACAAUGUUGGAAUCCGGAAUUACUCCCUUUGAAGAUACAGGGAAAGAGAUUCAACUCUCCACACCGAAAUUUAGUUCAAUUUCAAACGAUAUCUCUUAUCUCAAACCUUUAAGCUCAGUCAAGGAUUCGAAUAUGUGUGUGAAUUUUUCAAGCAUUGGUGGAAUAAGCUCACUCAACUGCUCCUCAUUAAAUGCUCCUGACAAUUUCCAAAAGCAUAUGCAGGUUGAUCGUGAAUUUCAGGAAUUAUACUUUCUUCCAAGGAAGAAAUGUGAUACGAAUAAGUCAAAUGCUUUCACUUUCAAGAACUCAACUGCAUCUGAGUCAACUUCUGGUCUAAGUACAGGCCCAUCAAGUAUUCUUACUCUAAAUAAGGGAACCACUAGGAACAGAUCUAUUGUGGAGAGGCAAUUGAGCCCUUUAAUGGAAGAAGGUGCUAGAAAGUUUACUUCACAUAGAGAUCGUGAAAUAUCUGGCAUUCAGAGCAAGGAUUUACAAGUGACUAAUCCCAAUAGGCCUAAAUUCCACAAGGCCACUAAUAAUAACACAAAUCAAACUUAUCUCUCAUCAACUAAUCUAAGACCACGCACAAUAAAUAAUAGUAGUGAUGGAAACUUGGUUUCUACGGUGGUGUUUUUUAAAACACCAACCUCAAAUGAACGUUCAGGCAAUAACGAUGCCAAUCAGAACACAAAUAAUUCAAAUAAACAUGCAGAAACCUGUUUACGCCUUCAAAAAGAAGAUGAGGAGAAGGAGGAGGAAAGAGUGUCAAUAGACAUUAGAAAAACGCCGUCUUUGCCUUUAUUGAAUUAUUCUGGGGAUAUUUUAUCGAAGCAACAGGAUACAAACAGCUCACCAGAUAUCUCUGUUUCUGAUAAUGAGAGUACUUUGAAGUUCAGAGGAUAUUUCAAGAAAAAACCGUCUGAUCGGUAG
Molecule: messenger RNA, 3972 nt
Organism: Rodentolepis nana
Lineage: Eukaryota; Metazoa; Platyhelminthes; Cestoda; Cyclophyllidea; Hymenolepididae
Source: the annotation of a GenBank genome assembly